GCUACUUAUCUUAGCUGCAGAGACCGGAAGUUCUGAAACCCUAAGUACUUCGACUUCAGACGCGCCAAAUGUCCAGCGCCCCGUGCAAGUAGCAUCUGCAGGCAUCAUCUGAGGUGCCGUUUAAGGCAGAGCUGCUGAGGGCCCUCUGCCUGCGCGCACGGCGGCAGGAUGACUGCAACGGACGCGCCAGCUGACACCGGGCGAUAUGGUGGUGAUGAUGUGGGCCGCAAGUCUCUCGGCACCAAGUCAACGGGCGGGAAGUCGCUCACUAAGAAUUCGGUCCUGGACAAGGCAUCCAUCAUCAGCAUGGCGCGCGGAGCAGACGUGAAGCCCUUUAAGGCGGACUCAGACGAGCUGCCGUGGCACGCAAUAGCGACGGAAGACGAGGUGGUGGCGGAUCUGGGGUCUUCGGUGGAGAAUGGCCUUUCCGAUUCGGAGGCGCAGCGGAGGCUCCAGUUGUUCGGUCCCAACAAGCUAACCGAGGUGGAGAAGAUCAGCUUCUGGCGGCGGCUGUGGAACCAGCUGAACAACAUGAUCAUUGGCCUGCUGUUCGCGGCGGCGAUUGUGGAGGGCGCGCUGGAGAGCUGGGCCGAGUUCGGCCUCAUCCUGGGAGUCAUCGUCAUCAACACUGCCCUGGGUCUGUAUCAGGAGGGUCGUGCCGAGAAGGCCGCUGACGCCAUCAAGGCCCUGCUGUCCCCCAACGCCACUGUGCUCCGUGACGGUCAGGCGGCGGUGCUGCCCGCUGAGUCGCUGGUGCCGGGCGAUGUGGUGCUGCUCAAGAGCGGAGACAAGGUGCCCGCGGAUGUACGGCUGCUGUCAGCGGUGAACCUGCAGGUCCAGGAGGCCAUGCUCACAGGCGAGUCCGUGCCCGUGUCCAAGGUGCUGCACCCCGCACCGGCGCAAGCAGGACUGGGAGACCGCAAGUGCAUGUGCUUCAGUGCCACCAAUGUGGUGUCGGGCCAGGGCCGGGGCGUGGUGGUGGCGACAGGCGACAGCGCAGAGAUUGGACAAAUCAACAAGAUGGUCGGCACGGUCGAGUCCGCCCGCAACAACCUGGUCCACCAGCUCGAGGUGCUGGGGCGCUGGCUGGUGCUGCUGGUGCUGGCGAUUGGACUCCUGGCGUUCCUGCUGGCGCUGCUGCACGCCGACCAGGGCUUCAAGGAGGCGUUCGAGUCUGCGGUCUCCAUUGCGGUGGCCAUCGUGCCGGAGGGCCUGCCAGCCAUGGUCACUAUCGUGCUGGCCAUCGGCACCACAGUCAUGGCUCGCAACAACGCCAUCAUCCGGCAGCUGCCAGCCGUGGAGACGCUGGGCAGCCUGAACGUCAUUUGCUCCGACAAGACUGGCACGCUGACUAAGAACGAGAUGACGGUGGUGGCGUUGCGCACGGCCGCGACCGAGUACACCGUCAGUGGCGUGGGCUACGAGCCGAUCGGGGAGUUCGCCAUGCUUGUGCCUGACGCUGCUGCCACGGACAAGGGAGCCGCCGUCGCAAACGGCAGCGGCACCCGCAGCCAGCCCCUGGACGGCGCCCAGCGGACCGCCCUGCAGCAGCUGCUUAAGGGCACGGUGCUGUGCAACGACUCAUCCCUGAUCAAGGAGGGCCCGGGGGAGGUGGCCAUUUCCAUCGGCGACGACGGAGCCGCGGCGGACGUGGCGGGUGCAGCAGACAAGGGCGGGAAGGACAAGGGUGGCGGCGGCGGCGUGCGCUACAGCCCCCUGGGAGCGCCCACGGAGGUGGCACUGCUGACGGCGGCGGAGAAGGCCGGCCUGCCGCCCGCGGCGGAGCUGAAGGCGGCCGUGCCGCGUGUGGGCACCGUGCCGUUUGAGAGUGAGCACAAGUUCAUGGCGACGGUGCAUCGGGAGCAGGCGGAGGGCGGCGGCAGCGAACUGAUCAUGUAUGUCAAGGGCGCACCGGACCGACUGCUGCCGCUGUGCAACAGCCAGGUCGUUGACAACGACCUGAGCCGCACCGCCGCUCUGGACCCGGGCUUUUGGAAGGCGCAGCAGGCGGCACUCAGCAGCAGGGGACUGCGAGUGCUGGCGCUGUGCAGGACCGUGCUCCCGGAAGACACCGACCUCUCCGUCCUGUCGCCUGCCUGGCUGCUGUCUGGCGGCGUGAAUCCGGAGGCCGCGGCGGCAGCUGCGGCUGAGGGCAAGCCGCCGCCGGCACCUGCCGCAAAGCUGCAGCUGUCAAUGGUGCUGCUGGUGGCUAUCCUGGACCCGCCGCGCGAGGAGGCGGUGCGCGCGGUGGGUGUGGCGCACAAGGCCGGCAUCACUGUCAAGAUGAUCACAGGCGACCACGCGCUCACGGCGGUUGCUAUUGGCCAAAUGCUGGGCAUCGUCCCGCGGGCCCAGGAGAUGCCGGCCGCGGCCGACAAGGCUGCUAAUGAGCCGCCCGCCAAGGCCGCUGCCGGGCACGGCCAUGGGCACGACGCGCGCCGCGCCAGCUCCAAAGCCGUGCCUGUGAUCACGGGUCCGCAGGUGGACGCCAUGGACGACGCGGGACUGCAGGCGGUGGUGAUGGGCUGCAACGUGUUCGCACGCGCCUCCCCCGAGAACAAGCUGCGUAUCGUCAGGGCGCUGCAGGCUCUGGGCCAGACGGCGGCGAUGACGGGCGAUGGUGUGAACGACGCGCCCGCGCUCAAGGCUGCGGACGUGGGAGUAGCCAUGGGCAUCACCGGCACAGACGUGUCCAAGGAGGCUGCCAAGAUGGUUUUGGCGGAUGACAACUUCGCCACCAUUGUGGCGGCAGUGCGUGAGGGCCGCCGCGUGUGGGACAACAUCCGAAAGAUCCUCAUCUUCAACCUGCCCGUCAACUUGGCGCAGGGCUUCAGCGUGUUGUGGUCCUACAUUCUCAGCCUGGACAACGUGCCGCUCACGGCGCUGCAGGUGCUGCUGGUGAACCUGAUUACGUCGGUGACUCUGGGCCUGGCGCUGGCCGCGGAGCCGCCCGAGCCCGACAUCAUGGAGCGACAGCCGCGCCGCCGCGGCAAGAGGCUGGUGGGCAAGCUGCUGCUGUGGCGCUGCUUCUUCGUGUGCAACGUCGUGGUGGCGCUGGUGCUGGGCAUGUUCUACUGGGGAGGCGAGGACAGCAGCACGCCGGGCGGCGGCUACAACCUCAAGCAGCGGCGCAGCGAGGCCUUCAACGUGCUGGUGGGCGCACAGAUCGCCUACUUUGUGAACUGCAGGUUUAUCAAGUUGUCCUGUUUCCACCCGCGGGUGUUCUUCGGCAAUCCCAUCGUCUACAUCUCCAUUGCGCUGGUGGCGGGAAUCAUGGUGUUUGUGACGUACGUGCCGGGCGUGAACGGCUUCUUCCACAUGACCGGGAGCAUGGACGGCAUCCAGUGGGCGCGUGUGGUGGUGUGCACCGCAAUCGUGUUCGUGCUGGUGGAGGUGGAGAAGGCGCUUGUGGACCCGCUCCUCAUGCCCAUCCUGCGCCCCGUGCUGGCCUGGCUCGAGGACCACACGCCCGACUUCCUGUCUGUCAAGCAGAGCGCCAAGUCGCUCAAGGGCGGGUGCGUGCGCUGCACCAGGGGAUGCGUGCCCAAGGGCAAGAGCGAGCAGGAGCAGCCCAAGAGCCCGCAGCCGCGCGGCCGGUCCUUAUCAUCAGGCAAGCCCGCUCCCUCUGCUGCUGGUCUGUCGCCUAUUUACUCGGGCGUGGUCUUAGGCGGCUCCGGCACAGCGGCGGCGGCGGCAAUGGCGGCGCCGCCGCUGGGCGGCCGCGGUGCGGCUGAGCCGGCCGCGCCGCAGGCGGGGGCUGGGGCAGUGGCGGCGACGGUAACCCCGCAUGGAACGGGCGGGGAUAAUUGCUGAGUUGGGAGUACCGCCGGGCAGCGGGGCAGGCGAGAUAUGCCAGAGCUUGUUCAUUGGCUUACAAUGUAAGGCGCCCGGUAAGCGGCGGUUUGUGAAACGUGUAGCAUGUGUGUAGCAUGUGUGCAAGCGCACAAGGUCAAGGUACAUACCGCACGUAUCUAGCUUGGAGACCUGCAUCGUCGUUCGUAUUGUUUCAGGAAUGGACCUGCUCCGUACGGCACGCGCACAUGAAGCCGUCACGCAUUUCCGUGGAAGAGAAAGGCGGUUGCCAGCAUUAGCGGCUGAGCGACGAUACGGCACGCAAUUUUAGUUCAUCUUCGUAAUGUGAAGAAAGAGUACGAGGGUGCCGACGUUAGGACAAGAACCAAAUUGCUGUACCGGUAUUGUGGGGCGUUAUUUGCGUUGGGUUGUGCCUUGUAUGCGUUUUACACCUUGUGUUGAAGACUUGAAGUUGCAUGCACGCUGCGCGCGGCGGGGUGUAUGGGUCGACUUCCUCAUACGGUAGCACGACAAUAAGGCAAGAUUGCGUGGCUGGCGGUAUAACGCCGGAGUUAUUGUACCGCGACAUCGCUGACCCCCUGGCAGGCUGGUCGUUUGCUGAUGCGCAUUCCUCAAGCUCCAAACGCC
Chlamydomonas reinhardtii is the source of this 4440-nucleotide messenger RNA. RefSeq lists its product as uncharacterized. Bases 169 to 3813 code for a protein of 1214 amino acids. The transcript has 22 exons. Gene Ontology annotation, cellular component: membrane. The record is from RefSeq and is a predicted model, not a curated record. Gene Ontology annotation, biological process: potassium ion import across plasma membrane; intracellular potassium ion homeostasis; intracellular sodium ion homeostasis. Lineage: Eukaryota; Viridiplantae; Chlorophyta; Chlorophyceae; Chlamydomonadales; Chlamydomonadaceae. Gene Ontology annotation, molecular function: ATP binding; ATP hydrolysis activity; P-type sodium:potassium-exchanging transporter activity.